UGUUGGUAUCAGCAAGUAUGAAUAUGCAUAUCUAAGAUAGAUUACUUGGCUGCAAGAGGAUGAUGAAAGGGACAGGUGUGUGUUAUGAAGUUACCAUAUAUGUACAACUAAGAGCACAUGUAAUCAUAAGGUCCAACUUAGGUUACAGAGAAAGAGAAUAUAAUUUGUAUCCCGCACGAAAUCAUGGGGCUAUCUUUGGCUUUCGGAAUACUCAUGACGAUCUCCUUUUUUACAAUAAUUGCUGGACAUGCAGUUGACGUUCAAGAUUUUCCCUGGCAAGAAGUUUCAAGAUCAGGUACGAAACACCAUUACAGCGCAGAUCCUGGAAACGGAGGAUAUGAAUAUGUAGGAACUGUGUAUCCAUUUAAUGACAGGAUACACUUUCGGGGUGAAUGCUUUCAGCAAAACACUGCUUAUUUAAAGGAGUCCCCAUACAGUCUAUGGAACAGGGUUGUUAUUGAGGCUCGCUCUGCAAAAAGCUGGGCAUGCACCGAUUAUUACGAAUUUAAAGUCGGAGACCAAUCUCUGGGAACAAAAUCGAUUAGCAUUGGACUUCUUUCUAGAGAUUUUGAAAUUUAUAACCUUGAUAAAGAAUUAUGGGAAAGGAUAAGAGCACAAGGAGUUGCUAUUUACAUAUAUAGAGAGAAUGGCGUAUCUAAAGAAGCAGAAGUGCAGCCAUUAUUAACAGGUGGUGCUAGUAACGCCGAAUUCCUGAAGAAGCAAAUGGAACUACCUUUGAAGAUGAAGAACGUAAAACGUGCGAAGUAAGAAAAGGUUGGUGCUUAAAGGUUGGUCUGCUUCCCUGUAUCCAUCCAUCCUUCCACUUGUUCUUGAAAUCAAUGGAAGUCUCCGUAUGAAUGUUAAUAAAUAACAAUCAGUGAGUUGUAUCUGGGUCUUUAAAUCCCAAAUAAAAAUGCUGUUCCUGUUAAUAGAUA
Ricinus communis (castor bean) is the source of this 935-nucleotide messenger RNA. RefSeq lists its product as uncharacterized. Lineage: Eukaryota; Viridiplantae; Streptophyta; Magnoliopsida; Malpighiales; Euphorbiaceae. The coding region runs from base 184 to 768 and encodes 194 amino acids. The transcript has 4 exons. The record is from RefSeq and is a predicted model, not a curated record.